AACUAUGGCAGCUGAAGGGGAUGAAAACAGUUCAGUGAAUCUUGAACAGCAACAUCAACCAGAUUGGCCAAAUAACAUAUUCAUGAAAAGAAAGAUAUUCAACGAUCCGAUUCAUGGGACAAUGGAAAUACAUCCGGUAUGCGUGCGCAUAAUGGAUACGCCUCAGUUUCAGCGACUGAGACACAUCAAACAGCUAGACGCAUGCUACCUAGUAUAUCCUGGAGCAAGCCAUAAUAGGUUUGAACACUCAAUUGGGGUAAGUUAUCUGGCUGGAAAACUUUUAAAAACUAUCAAAGAACACCAACCAGAAGAAAACAUUACAGAGAGGGACAUUCUUUGUGUGGAAAUAGCAGGACUUUGUCAUGAUCUAGGCCAAGGACCGUUCUCGCAUGUGUUUGAAAAAAGGUUUAUGCCUGCGGUAGACAAAAGCAAGUAUUUUAAGCAUGAAGCCAUGGCAAGGAAAAUGUUUGAGGAUAUGUUGGACAGUAACGGUGGAGAACUUAAAAAGGACAUUCAGAAGAUUUUAGGAGAGUGCAACAUACCAGACUUUCAGGGGUUCGAAGAACAUGACUUUACUUUUAUCAAAGAAAUGAUCGAUGUACCUCCUGAGGAUAUUGAGAAAAGAAGCAUUGUAGCUAACAAGAGAAACGGAAUUGAUGUAGAUAGGUGGGACUAUCUAGCACGUGAUAGUCACAUGUUGGGUAUCAAGAUACAUUUCGACGGCAAUCGAUGUUUCGCUACUGCACGAGUUUUGAAAUGCAACGGUUUAGAGAGAACGUUUGCCAGGAAACAGAUAUGCUACAGGGAAAAAACAGAGAAGUUUAAUUUAGACCAGGUUAGGAAUGGCAUAAACAGGUAUUUACAAGGCGAAGACAAAUUCCCUGUUAAGGACCUGAUCGAAUAUGACGUUGUAAGAUUAGACUACGGAAUGAAAGACCGGAAUCCUUUGGAGGAAAUGCGAUUUUACACUAAGGAUAAGCCGAAUGAUGGAAUAAAAUUUGAGGGGAAACAAGUUUCUUACCUCUUACCCCAGACAUUCGAGGAAGUUAUCAUUCGUAUCUACUGUAAACCAAGGAUGGAAGAAAACGGAACAGAUGAACCGGAUCAGAGUGAUAUUGCAAAAAUCCGGGAAGCAGUUAACAAAUUGCAAAAGGAAUAUUGAUAACAUAGGAAAUAUAACAGUAUAUAAAAUACUGUAAACAUGUAGAUGGUUUCAGUCAAUUCAGUUAAAAGAACCUUUGCAUCAAAAAUGCUUAAUCCAUCAAUUCAACAAAAAUGAAUUAAAAAAUUUAAAAUGAAACAGGUAAGAAAAUCUUUAUAAAAAUCAAACCACCUCCAAUAAACAAACAACAACAAUGACCCAAUGCUUUCCAAAAAAUAUUUAGGGAGUUCUUUAUGAAAUUACACUCGGUAAUUGCACGUUUUAGCUAGAUCCUGUCCUAUAAUACUAAAAUUAGCUUUAUAAAAAAGUAAACAAUAGAGACAUGUACUCUGCGAUGAAAUAAUAUGGCAGCAUUAUUUAGGUGUAUUGAAUAAAAUUGAUAAAUACUUUUAAAGAUUUUAGUUUGAUUUGGUAAUGAGUUGCAUCUAAUAAUGUUUGUGAAGAAUACAACUACUGGUGUGCUUCUAUCGAAAUAAACAUUAGUUAAAUUAAACUUUUUUGUCAUAUUUUGGAAAAUAACCUGAAGCAAAAACUGAAAGGAAACAGCUUAGCGAUAUUUAAAUGUUAAGCUUGUAUAUGAUUCAUAUUUUUGAAUUUGUGAAUUGUAAUUUUGAAUGUACUCGAAACAUAUCAUAUUGUUUUGAUAACAAAAACAAAUAACUGUGAUAUCGAUAAUAAUCUACUUUGGCUUAAUAUAGAUUUGAUUAAUUUUAAAAUGAAUGUACUCACAUGCAUGUAUGAUUUUAUGACAAUUAUAUUAAAAUUAUGUGUAUAUCUUCAUAUAAUAUCUGACUAAUAUCUUGAUCUCUAAUAAGAUUUAUUGAUUUGUUGUUGAUAUCAACACAUUUUAACUGAUUCUUGCUUUUUA
This is a messenger RNA of Ruditapes philippinarum (Manila clam), 2030 nucleotides long. Its product is annotated as deoxynucleoside triphosphate triphosphohydrolase SAMHD1-like. The record is from RefSeq and is a predicted model, not a curated record. Gene Ontology annotation, cellular component: nucleus. Gene Ontology annotation, biological process: dGTP catabolic process. Lineage: Eukaryota; Metazoa; Mollusca; Bivalvia; Venerida; Veneridae. Bases 5 to 1162 code for a protein of 385 amino acids. The transcript has 9 exons. Gene Ontology annotation, molecular function: dGTPase activity.